GGAAUUCGUUUCAUUUGCCGUUUGUGCGUUUACAAUCGCGCGCGAGUUCAGUUCUCUCGCAUCGCCCGUUUCUCGACGUUCGCUGUGUGCGGCUCGUGGGGGUUUGUUGCUCCAGGCCAAAAAAAAUAAUCGCAUCCCCAAUGCUGUUUAUGUGUAGUGCGCAUCUCAUUCCAACCCUUCAUGUAGUGACCCACUAGCAGUAAGUUGUGAAAUGUGAGUAUUUUUGGUGAAUUGAAAAGGGUAAUCCAUCCCGACCGUGCCGUUCUGAAAUUGGGGCACACAACCCACCCUUGCGAGAGGGAGCGGAAGGAAAAUAUUACAACGUAUGCAGCACACACCGCAUACCAAGAGUGCGUUCGCAAGCAAGUGGUGUGAGUGAAAACGUGUUGCGGGUAGUCUCAACCCCUCUGUUCAACCUCCCUGGUUUUAGCCCCGUUGGUAGGUGUUUUUUUUUCGCGGCAUCCAAGCAACCCAUUGAAUUUUGCUCGCGUGUUUAGUGUGUGCGUGUCCGAAUGUUUUGUAGUAGUCAUCGUUUCGUACGUGCGGUCGCGGUGUUCCCGUGGAGUCGCACCGUCAAGAAAGAGGAAGAAAAAUAAAGGGGAGCCAUUCAGGUGCGUCACCUCCCGAAUACGUUUGUUUUGUUACGUGGGGUGCGGUGCGAUGUGUGGUGACUAACUCCAAAAAAUUUGUCCCCUCCUUUACCUCCAAAAAGAAAAGCGAAAGAAACGCAUCCGAAGCGUGGUUGAAUGUAUAAACAACACAUGGAGAAAUGAACGGGUGGUUCUCCGUGGCGUGGUGUGAAAAGCAUGAAGAAAGGGGUGAAAGAAAUUAGGAAGCCGUAAAAAGAAAAAGUAAACAUAAACCAUCCGCGCAUCCCCAAUAUCGGGGUGGAUAUGCGCGUAUAUAUGUGUGUGUGUAGGUGUCGAUCGUGAAUCUGCUUUGCUGCAGCAGGAAAUAAAAGCGUUGUUUGUCUUAUCAUUUGUACCGAGCGCUCGUACCGAACCGUUUACCGAUGUGCUAAAACCGGUCAGCCAACCUCUAAUCGACGACGGGUCAGCUUGAAGCCGUAAUUAACAAGAACGAUCCGGGGCACCCUGUCUGGUCAGUUAACUGGACAAAUCACUGACACGAAGAAAGUCAUCCACAAAGAGUGUUCGUCAUCCACUAUUGCGUCCUUCGAGUGUAAGGAAAGAAGUGUGCCGUGGUCAGUGAUUGGCCGCUCGGAAGCGAGGGUGUCUAGUGUGUAGCACCGGAAAGAGAAGGAAAAAGGGGAAGGGGACCAACUCGCAGCGCGCGAGAUGCGACAGCAUUCGCGUGAACAGCCAGCGGUCCGUUACCACCUUCACCAGCGACAGCAACACCAGCAACAUCAUGGCGGGAAUUAAACCGAACAUCUACGCCGUGAUAGUGACCUCGGUGGGAUUCCUCUGUCUGGUCAUCAGUGCGACAGCGGUCGGGGUGCCGGUAUGGGCUUACUACGAGGGCCGUGGAAUAGAGGAUCGCGGCUAUUUUGGUCCUUGGCAAAAGUGUCAGGUGCUCAGCUAUCGGGAACGGUGCGGCGAUGUUGGACGCUUCAAACCGGAUGCCGUCGUGUUUGUGAGCGGCUUGUUGGCGGUCGGUGGAUGUGCACUGUUCGGGAUCUUCUGCAUCCUGAGCAUUAUCCAGAUUGCGAUGAUAUCGUCUCGCGAUCGUGUCUGUAUGAGCUACAAAGCACUCGUAAUGCUGAAGCUAGUCGCAGCCAUACUGGCCGCCGGUCUAUCCAUAGCGGCUGCAAUUCUCUUUGCCCUGCAAACCGAUGACAAUGCCCGUGGCUACCAGAUCACACGGGGGAUCUCCUUCUAUCUGCAAAUUCUCGUGACGGCACUGUCGCUCGCGCUACUCGCUUUGGCUGCGUACGAUCGUAUCCUAACGAAACGACCCGACGGUGACCCAACGAUGCUCUCAAACGCGACGUCCAAUGGACGAGGAAGUGGUCGCAGCGGUUCCACCUACAACAAUCCCGGCUUUCGAGAGACGUCACACAAUCCUAAUGGCAUUGCAGUAACAGAUUCAUCCGGACGGCCAUACUCAUCCGGCAUGAAUGGUAGUAUGCAAUCGGUCAACACAACCGUCACGACCGUUUCGAACGGUUCGACGAUCGGGUCCGGAUCGGUUACGAGAACGCCAUUACGAUCCAGCCUCAAGAAACCACGCCCUCCAAACACGACUACGGACGGGUUGGGUAUCCGUAAUCCUGGCUAUUCCGGGGGCAAUCAAUCACCGCGUAUGCAGCGGAACGGUAGCGUUAAGAAGGUGCGCAUCCAAACGCACAGCACCGAUGUUUAGUGAAUGGUACACU
Anopheles funestus (African malaria mosquito) is the source of this 2338-nucleotide messenger RNA. RefSeq lists its product as uncharacterized. The record is from RefSeq and is a predicted model, not a curated record. The transcript is spliced from 5 exons. Lineage: Eukaryota; Metazoa; Arthropoda; Insecta; Diptera; Culicidae. The coding region runs from base 1372 to 2325 and encodes 317 amino acids.